AUGCGGGUGAUACUUGCAAGUUGAAAGCUUGGGUGUUGCAGAUCUUCCUCGAAGUGACUCGCCCCCAUAUCUUGACGACAACUAUGGAUGAUCCAGAGGUGUCUUCGAAACCCCGCUCAGGGCGCAUUAUUCUCGAAGAUGACGAAGAAGAAAGGGGGACUUGCCCCGACCAAGAAGAUCAGUGCAGCGGAGCCGGCAGCCAAACAAUCAAAGAUUUACCCUUUGUGUGUUUUCCAUGCGCGAACUUGUUGGGAGAAGACGUUGACUCGGUCCAUAAUGACAAUGACGACGGCUGGACAUACACGGUCAAAUACGACAACUUCUCCGAGCUCGAUAUCUGCUGCACCAGAUGCAGCAUCUCCGAACAUCAGCGCCAAAUCGACACGCGUGGACACUGCGCACUGUGCGAUAGGGCUGCUUGUCGUGAGUGCACUGCUCUGCUCAGGGUCAAGACCAGCGGCCCAUCAAGCGAAGGUGAAGGCGACGCCUGCAUCGUCUGUCGCCUCUGCGACCACGUUCUCGAUAUAAAUCUUGGCUGUCUAUGUGUGUCCGAGCGCCGCUACGAUUUCCUUAUGGGAAAUCUGGAUACAACUCCUCGAGGAAUAUCCUAUGCCGUCGUCAAGGGAGCAAAUGACAGCUUCUGUGGCAGGGAUACGGAAGCCAAAAUCUUUGCGGACAGCUCGGAUGAGGCGUCUAUUGCUACAAGUUGCGAAGAGGAUGGCGACUGCUCUGAGACAAUGGACAACGUCAAUCUCGACGCUAAUCAAACACCUGCUAUCCAUCGCGUGGUUUCUUCGCAAAAUGUCACGGCCGAGCAGGUGGAGGCGCCCCUGUCUCCUUCGCAGAAGGUGACGCUGGUCCCCGAACAAGAAAUGACGGACGUUCAGUUAGUGCCAAGUAGUGACGUACCGGCUGUGCCUGGAGCGUACUCGGAGUCUUCAAGCGCCGGACUCUCCGAGGUCGCUGUUGCCCACAUUCCUACACCAGUAGCAGCAGCUGCUGCGCAAGAAUACAUGGGCACGCCGAUAAAGUUUUCAAACAGGCGCAAGCAUAGCAGCCAUUCGUUUGCAGAGGAGAAUCUCGCCGCUUCUCCAUCUGGCUCCAGCACUGAUUCAGCCAUCAACCUCAGCAACUCUCCCAGCCCAUUUGACCGAGAGUCAAAGCGCACGAGACGUGAGCGUGCACGUGACAUGCUUGCAGCCGGUGUUGUUGGAAGCAUCGUCGGUGGCAUCAGCAUGUUCGCUGGCCUCGCAGCCCUUGGCGCCUCUACCGAUUGAAUGACAAGCGUCCCCCCAACCUCGAUGAAUACCGAGCUCGAUUUCCGAUUCGCCUCGUCGGUCCGCACAAAUUCAUUUUCACAAGACUCACAAUUAUCACAAUGUUGACUUAAGAGGCCACAGCUGAACCUGUUCGCAUCGUUACUUUUCACAAUUUGUUCAUUGCACUUUCGCAUUCGUCCGCCCACAUUGGAGAAGUACCCAUAUUUGCUCCUGUCCCAGCAUGUAUAACUUUACCUUGACCUGUAUUUUUAACUGUUGUUUCAAUUCAGAGACUUUGCAAGAUCACAAAGA
Messenger RNA from Tilletiaria anomala UBC 951, 1571 nucleotides. RefSeq lists its product as uncharacterized. NCBI's taxonomy places the organism in Eukaryota, Fungi, Basidiomycota, Exobasidiomycetes, Georgefischeriales, Tilletiariaceae. The record is from RefSeq and is a predicted model, not a curated record. The transcript has a single exon. The coding region runs from base 84 to 1277 and encodes 397 amino acids.